GUUGACCUUUCACACUUGUCCCCAGAGGAGAGAUGGAGGGUGGAGCAUGCCCGGAUGCAUGCCAAGCACCGCGGGCACGAGGCUAUGCAUGCCGAAAUGGUCCUCAUCCUUAUCGCCACGCUCGUGGUGGCACAGCUCCUCUUGGUUCAGUGGAAACAGAGGCACCCUCGCUCCUACAACAUGGUGACCCUCUUCCAGAUGUGGGUGGUGCCGCUGUAUUUCACCCUCAAGCUGUACUGGUGGCGCUUCCUGGUAAUUUGGGUGCUUUUCUCAGCGGUCACGGCUUUUGUCACCUUCAGGGCAACUCGAAAACCUCUGGUACAGACAACACCCAGGUUGGUUUAUAAAUGGUUUCUACUAAUAUACAAGAUCAGCUACGCCACCGGGAUCGUAGGGUACAUGGCUGUGAUGUUUACACUUUUUGGUCUUAAUUUAUUAUUCAGAAUCAAACCAGAAGACGCGAUGGACUUUGGCAUCUCCCUUCUCUUCUACGGUCUGUACUAUGGGGUGCUGGAGCGGGACUUUGCCGAGAUGUGCGCCGAUUACAUGGCCUCGACGAUUGGG
This is a messenger RNA of Apaloderma vittatum (bar-tailed trogon), 564 nucleotides long. RefSeq names its product ring finger protein 121 (gene RNF121). Gene Ontology annotation, cellular component: Golgi membrane; endoplasmic reticulum membrane. Gene Ontology annotation, molecular function: metal ion binding; ubiquitin protein ligase activity. NCBI's taxonomy places the organism in Eukaryota, Metazoa, Chordata, Aves, Trogoniformes, Trogonidae. The transcript is spliced from 5 exons. The annotation marks the transcript as partial. The record is from RefSeq and is a predicted model, not a curated record.